Clupea harengus (Atlantic herring) is the source of this 2412-nucleotide messenger RNA. It is a transcript of the gene cgref1, whose product is annotated as cell growth regulator with EF-hand domain 1. Lineage: Eukaryota; Metazoa; Chordata; Actinopteri; Clupeiformes; Clupeidae. The record is from RefSeq and is a predicted model, not a curated record.
UGUCCACAGGACAGAGGGUAGCUCACAUUACUGCCUGUGCUGGUGCGCACCUCCCAGUUUUAUUUUUAAUCCAUAUGAUUUCCGGAUGGAUAUGUUCCGCGUACUUCGCCUGUUAACCUUAUGAGCUGGGUGUUAUGCUGUCAAAUAUUGAACAGGAUUUCAACAUGCCGAGCAGCCUUGCCAUUGUGCGCACUACUAUGAUUUCUUGAAGGAAAAUGUCGAGACGGGGGCAGUAGCCUACGCAUUGACAUAUUAUACUACCCUCUAGUCACUGCACUGUCAGCUACAUCGACGUGGCGAUGAGAAACGAUGGAAGGCGGAACUUGCUGCAGCUAAAAGCUAUAGGAGUAGAUUGUGAGAUAUUGUUAGGGCUACGACACGUCCCCCGGUAUCCACGUGUACUCAGUCAUUAAUCACAACAUAGCACACUUGCGAUUUCAGUAGCCUACUGACCAACGACCAUUGGCUCCCCACUAUCAAGAAGCGAAGCAAGACCUCAGUAGCAAAGCAAGCCCUGUCUUAUGUUUGGAAAUGUUUGCGGUGGCUGCGGUCCUCCUCGUACCAUUCCUCGUCCAGGGCGCGCCGCAACAGGGACAAGCAUCCGAGAGGUUAGAGUCCACUGGAGACAGUCCACCUCUUCCACUGGUCAAUCCCUUUGGUUCUGCAGAUGAGAACCGCAGACUCUUGCAGAGCUAUAUAAAGGCUAAUUUGAAAAAGCAGGCAAAUCCUGACGUCACCACAUGGGAACAAGAGGUGUUCUUCCUCUUCUCCCUUCAUGACUAUGACAAAAGUAGCCAGCUGGAUGGCCUGGAGCUAAUGAAGCUGUUGUCAGAUUUCCAGUCACAUCAUUCUCAGACCCCAAAAUCAACUGAUGGAGUGGUUGCCAUGGUUGACUACCUCCUGCAAACUCAGGAUCAAAACCAGGAUGGUUUACUGGCUCCGUCUGAGCUGCUCUCCCCUCCAAUCCAGGCUAAGCUAGAGGAGGAGGCCCCCCAGCAACAGGAACAACCAGAGGAAGAACCAGCACAGAAGGCUGAGGCAGACAGGCCAUCUGACACUGCUAAUGAACUGGGGCAACCACAAGAGGAGAUGCAGGAAGGCAAGCAAGAGCACCGGCCUGAGGCACAGGAGGAACAGGUGCCUGAGGAGCAGAACGUGGAUCAACCAGGGGAUGUAGGGGAACUGAAGCAGGGAGGUGAGCAAGAACACGCUCAGGAACAGCCAGAACCGGAGGCCGUCCAGGAACAGCAGCAACAGGCUGAGGAACAAAGGUUAGAGUUGAAUGCCAUGGAUCAACAGAACCGUCCUGUGCACCAAGGACAGCCUGAGAUGUAGAGGGAACCUUGUUUGUACUGUAUGCAAUGCUUGUGGUCUGCCUGUGAUAACGUCUUUAAAGACCGGAUAUAGGAGUCAGCCAUAGCGGACAGACUGUUGAUGGAUGCUGUGGUUGCCAAGACCAAAAGCAGUUUUUUUUUGUUUUUUGAGGGAAAAUUCAACAGAAAGGGAAUACUAUGAUCUUAAUUGCUUGGUUUUUAAAAUCAUGAUAGAAUUGUAUUUAAAACCUUCUCGUGCAAUUUUGAAAUUAUUUAUUGACAAAUUGUUGACAAUUAUUGCACUUUCACACUUUUAUACUGUUGCAAUAUAUGUGCAUCCUAAAUGACUAUGCAUUUUAGACAGAAGGUCUAUAAACAAAGUGUUUGUGCCUAAUCUUCAUUGCCAGAGAAUAGGUUUGUUCCCCAUCCAAAAUCUACUCUUAGGGUACACUUAGUUUAAGCAAAUCACUCAUAUUGGUGCACUAUUAACUAGACUUGACUAAUUGCUUCAUGCUGCCAUAAUGGUCAUGUUUGCAACACUAUGGGAUUAUUGAUUUAAAAAAAUGAAGUGUAGAUUGAAAAUUCUUUUGCAGACCAAAUUGUGUGUGUGGGUGUCAACCCUCCAUUAGAUUCAAACCCCACAACCGAUGAUGCAGUAGGACUGGAUUUUUCUCUUGACACCCAGCUUGCUCUCAGUGACAAGUCUUACUAUAUGUGAUAUGCAAUAUGUGAAGAUUUCUACAGCUGUCCAGGGUCUUUCAUAUUUUCACAAUCACAAAUCCCAUGUAUUGACUGCAAAGGAUAUAGCAUGUGUGUUUGAAGCAUUUUUAACUGUACUUGAACAGUUAGCCACAAGGCUAAACUAUAGCAUUUUUAAGAGUGUUGAAAGACUGGCCACAGCUUGAGCUUCUUAAGCAAACGGACUUCCUAGUUUUAUGUAGUCCACGAACAGUCACAGUACACAACACACAAAAAAAAACCUUUGAGGAGGGAUACAGUGAGUGCUAUGCAUGAGAAACAUGAACACUUUUUAAACAUGGAGUUCAUUUGUUUACUUGGGGGAGGGGGGGUCCAAAUAAAAUGCCAACUGCUUAAUAAA